Exophiala viscosa is the source of this 1333-nucleotide messenger RNA. RefSeq names its product putative aldolase. Gene Ontology annotation, cellular component: cytoskeleton. Gene Ontology annotation, molecular function: actin filament binding. The transcript has 3 exons. The coding region runs from base 220 to 1119 and encodes 299 amino acids. NCBI's taxonomy places the organism in Eukaryota, Fungi, Ascomycota, Eurotiomycetes, Chaetothyriales, Herpotrichiellaceae. The record is from RefSeq and is a predicted model, not a curated record.
UCUGCUUAUGUGGUUCUGAGUUUGCGCACUUGUCCGUACUUAUCUUGCACUAGCCCUCCCAUUCUUGUCGGUGAUCUCCUUCACAUAUCAAUAUCAAUACCGGAGGCAAAUUCACUGGGCUCUUUCUCGUCGAAGUGCUGCACUACCGAACUAUUACUCGCGGACAACGUGUUUCACUGCGCCUUUUCUCAACCACCUAUUCACUACAAUCUACCCAAAAUGGCGCCCAUCGCACUGUACGAGGAGAACGCUCCUGUGGCACAAUCGACCAAGAGCGUCGCCCCAGCUGAACAGAAGGAACUCACUCCUCUAGAGGCCCUGGCGCACCAGGAAAACAGCAAAGCACUCCCUAAGAUCCCGACGUUCAGUACCCAUGCCGAGAAGCGUCAAUGGCAACUUGAGCACAUGGCGGGCUGUUUCAGAGUGUGGGCUCGAGAAGGAUACGCUGAGGGAAUUUCUGGUCAUAUCAGUGUACGCGAUCCAGAAUUCGAAGACCGUUUGUGGAUCAAUCCCCUCGGAGUCCACUACGGAAUGAUGAAGGCGAGCGAUAUGAUCUGCAUCAACUUCCACACCAUGCAGGUUGUGGGAGGCAAUACUGAGGUUCCAGCAAAUGCUGCCGGCGUCCAGAUCCACAGUGCUGCUCACAGACGACGGCCCGACGUCCACGCCGUCUGCCACGCACACUCCAUCUACGGCCGAGCAUAUUCAGCUUUCGGAAAACCACUCGAGAUGCUCAACCAGGAUGUCUGCAACUUCUACAACGCCCACUCGGUCUACGAAGCCUACGGUGGAGUUGCUCUGUCCGGCGAGGAAGGCGAGAACAUUGCGAAGGCAUUGGGCAGUGGCAAGGGCUGUAUCCUGAUGAACCAUGGCCUGCUGACGGUCGGAAACACGGUGGAUGAAGCUUCGUUCUUGUACAUGGUCCUGGAAAGGAGUUGCAAGGCACAACUGCUCAUCGAGGCCGCUUGUGCCGGAGGAAGAGUGCAAAAGCGACCAAUCGGGGACGAAGAGGCAGCAUACAACUUCAAAUGGAACAGUGACCCCGAGUCAUUGUACUAUGAGAUGCAAAGUCAUCUGAAGUACGAAGAAUAUCUAGCCGGCAGUGACUACAAGAACUGAGGAACCUGUGAGAGUGCAGAUGAUCGAAGUGGUGUCCGCAUGGUCUCGCAGUCUUGUCAGGGACGGCUCCCGGCUGAGGCUGUGCGGGGAUGGUUUUAUGUUGUAUAGUAAAUAUGAGAGGACGCAAUGCUCCGAAAAGGACACUGAUUUUCCAGGGAUUUUGACCGAGGAUGAUAUAUCCGUGUAUACCAAUGGAAAAGUUCAUGAUUUGGAA